CGUGACCAAGAGCUGACGUGUGCAGAAGUCCUUCUUGUUCUGGUCCUUGUUCCCGUCUGAGUACCAGCUCCCCAUUGCCCUGAGGGCCAGCGGGCCUGCGGCAGAGGGAAGGAGGAGGAGAAGAAGCAAAUUGUCCCGGAUUCUUGCAGCUUUCCAAGACAUCUGUCCCGCCCGCAGCCCAUUUCGAUGCUGCGAAAUGGGGGUCCGAGCCUCUCCUGGGUUGCCAGUCUUUCCGUAGGUUGCGGCACUACGCCAGGCAAGAGAAGAGGAAGGAAAUUAACCCCAAUCGGUGAAGGUCGAUUUGAGGGUCUGCUGUAGCAGGUGGCACCACUUGAAGCGAGGGAGGAAGUUUCCUCGGAUCAGUAGAGAUUGCAAGGGUUGUUGGGCGUGGCACACCUCCAGGGGAGGGAAAAAGGGACAGACUGCCUGUCUGGAGGAGGUCCACCUCCAGUGUCAGCUACUGUGGCCUUGAAGUGGCUGAAGACAAUCACCUUCCACAGGCCUGCACCCAGGCCCAUAGCCCUCCUCUCCCAGCCUGAGUGAAUACUCUGUUCCUUGGUCCCUGCUAUUGUCAGGGACGAUUGCAUGGGCUACGCCAGGAAAGUAGGCUGGGUGACUGCGGGACUGGUGAUUGGGGCUGGAGCCUGCUAUUGCAUCUAUAGACUGACCCGGGGAAGAAAACAGAACAAGGAGAAAAUGGCUGAGGGUGGGUCUGGGGAUGUGGAUGAUGUUGGGGACUGCCCUGGGGCCCGGUACAAUGACUGGUCUGAUGAUGAUGAUGACAACAGUGAGAACAAGGGCAUAGUGUGGUACCCACCUUGGGCCCGGAUUGGGACUGAGGCUGGAACCAGAGCAAGGGCCAGAGCAAGGGCCAGGGCUACCCGGGCUCGCCGGGCUGUUCAGAAACGGGCUUCUCCCAAUUCAGAUGAUACUAUUUUGUCCCCGCAAGAGCUGCAGAAAGUUCUUUGCUUGGUUGAGAUGUCUGAAAAGCCUUAUAUUCUCGAAGCAGCUUUAAUUGCUCUGGGUAACAAUGCUGCUUAUGCAUUUAACAGAGAUAUUAUUCGUGAUCUGGGUGGCCUCCCAAUUGUAGCAAAGAUUCUCAAUACUCGGGAUCCCAUAGUUAAGGAAAAGGCUUUAAUUGUGCUGAAUAACUUGAGUGUGAAUGCUGAAAAUCAGCGCAGGCUUAAGAUAUACAUGAAUCAAGUGUGUGAUGACACGGUCACUUCUCGCUUGAACUCAUCGGUGCAGCUGGCUGGACUAAGAUUGCUUACAAAUAUGACUGUUACUAAUGAAUAUCAGCACAUGCUUGCUAAUUCCAUCUCAGACUUUUUUCGCCUAUUUUCAGCGGGAAACGAAGAAACCAAAUUUCAGGUUUUGAAACUCCUUUUGAAUUUGGCUGAAAAUCCAGCCAUGGCUAGAGAACUGCUCAGGGCCCAAGUGCCCUCUUCGCUUGGUUCCCUCUUUAAUAAGAAGGAGAACAAAGAGGUUAUUCUUAAACUUCUGGUCAUAUUUGAGAACAUAAAUGACAAUUUUAAAUGGGAAGAAAAUGAACCUACUCAGAAUCAAUUCAGCGAAGGUUCACUGUUUUUCUUUUUAAAAGAAUUUCAAGUGUGUGCUGACAAGAUUCUGGGGAUAGAAAGUCACCAUGAUUUUUUGGUGAAAGUAAAGGUUGGGAAAUUCAUGGCCAAACAGGCCGAGCAUAUGUUCCCAAAGAGCCAGGAAUAACUUCUUGAUUUUGUAGUUUAGAAGCAACACACAUUGUAAAACUAUUCCUUUUUCUCCACCUUGUUUAUAUGGUAAAGGAACCCUUUCAGCUGCCAAUUUUGAGUGAUGAAUAUCAUUGUAUCGUCAACGCUGAUGUUUAUCUGAGUCGGUUUUCAGGUUUAAGCUGGAUGAAUGGAUAUCACUACCUGUUCUGAAAACAUGUUUGUUGCUUUUUAUCUCGCUGCCUAGAUUGAAAUAUUUUUACUAUUUCUUUUGCGUGACAGUGAACCGGUUGGUCAUAAGUAAGCUCCCUCCUGUCAUUUGCAUUAACUUUGUGUAUCAUCAAUAAAGUUGUGUGUUAAUGCUGAAAAAAAAAAAAGAAAAAAGAAAGAGACCAUCCUUGUCCUUUGGUUUUAUAAUCUAGUUGGAGAGAUAAGAAAUAUACAAACAAAAAGAUAACAGGAUAUCUGGAGCAUAUACUCAUUGUCAAAAGUGUGCUCUCAGAGCAUAGAGGAAGCAAAAGCUUCUGGGGGAUAUAAUAGUCAGCUACGGAUUCCUAGAAGAAGCGGACCAUCUAAAAUGAUUCCUGAAUGGGGUAGGUCCUUAGGCUUUCCAAGAGCGGGAGUGAGGGGGCACUAGGCUGAGAAAGGCAUGGAGGUAGGAACCCUUUUCCUAUGACAGUGAGGAGACUAGUCUACUUAGGGUGGAGAGUGUGGGGAAUGGAAGUAAAUAAAUUUGGAAAGCUGAGCGAAGCCACUUUGUGGAGAACUGUUUGAAUAGUAUCCCACUGAACACCAAGAGCCAUUAAAUAUUUUUGACUAGAAAGAAUAAUUGGAAUUCAUAUAGAGGCCUCUCUCACCAGCUGUGCAGUGUCUAUGAGGGUGUGGAAAAAUGGAUCCUACCAAACCCUGGUGGUAGGAAUGAGUUUACAUUGAGUUUGUACGGGUAUGUGGAGGGCCGUUUGGUAAUACAUAUAAGCCUUAAAGUAUGUAAACCCUUUGUCCUAAGGAAAUAAUUGAAUAAUUGGCUAAAGACUGUAUGUACAAGGCUAUUCAUCCCAGUACUGUCCAAAACAGUAAGAAUCAGAAGCAACUCUAAGUGUCUAGCACACCGGAUUGGUUCAAUAAAUUGAGGAACGUUCACACGGUAUAUAUGUUAGCUAUGUUGAUUCAAAUCCAUAUUGCCAGGAAAAGAUAUUCAUUCUGCAUUGUUAUAUGAGAAAAGUAGGUUAGAUAGCAGUGUUCGUAGAAUGGUUCCAUUUCUUUUUUGAAUUAGUAAAACAUAUUUUAAAGUAGACACUACUAUGGAAUUAUAGUUAUCUAAACAGUAACUGGUAUAUUUGAGUGGAAGGAUAAUGAGUGAUCUUCACCUUUUUACUUUUUAUUCAUCCACGUGUUCUUAUUUAUAUAAAAUGGAUAUUGGUUUUUUGGAAAUUUUUGAAAAAGGAAGUGUUGGGAAUGAAGCAGGUGGGUGGAGCAUGUACCGAGUAGAAAACAAUUUAGAUUACAAAUGAGAUGGGUUAAAGUUGCCUCUCUGAAAUGCUAGAUGAGUGAUGAAGAUGGGGUUUGUCAUGACGGUUAAACAUGCAAAAUACUUAGAAUGUUCUGGCCACAGAGCAGUUAGCUAAGAAAAAUGAGCACCCUUAAUUCCCUAGAAUGCAGGGUUGAUAGUUUUUUGUUUGUUUGUUUUUGUUUUUUUGGUUGACUUUUAUUUUGCUGGGGGCAUUCUGCCAUGUGUCAGUGUCAUUUAAUAAAUAAUAGCAACAAUAAAGGUUAGCAUUUAUUAAGUGACUAGUGUGUAGAGUUCUGUCAUUCCUGCAAGACAACUGUUAAAAUAAUUUCUCAGAGGAAUAAGGUUUUCUUAUUUCCCAGGACUCAGUGUUUCCUCAGACAUGAUCUCACCAGCCUCCACAACAUAUUCCUAGUGAGAUCAGGAAAGGGUAAAAUCCUCUGUGCAGUGGCCUUCUGCUUCCAGCCCCAGGCUUCCAUAUACUUACCUUAAUGUUGUCUAUAUUAGAUAAAAGGGUCAGGGAUUCGUUGGCUUCAAGUUGUUGCAUAUGGUGACCCUAUUGAAUCACGUACAAGUGGAGACUCAUUUGACACUUGUUUUACUGGUGGGAGUGGGAAAAGGCAGUUAACAUUUUUCUUGCUCUGUUAUUAGGUAGGAGAAAAAGAUUUGGGAGGGGAAGGCUAAUCCACUUAAAAUAAAUUGAGUUUGAGGAAUCUUUGUGAUACCCAGAUGGAGACAGCCUAUUGUCAUUUCAGUGUAUUCAGCUGGCACUCAGAGGGGGGAAAAAAAAAGAUUUGGGAGCCACCAGAGGAUUAAUGGUAAUUGAGGACGUGGGAGUGGAUGUGAUUCCCAGAGAGGAGGUACAGAGUGUAACAGUGUAAGGAACUGUGGCAACUGAGGAGAGAAGCGCAGAAUUGAAACUGAGUGUAAGCCCUUGCAGACGCUUUUACUAUCCCUAUUUCUAUAUAUUCUCUACAUAAAAUUAGAUGAUACUGUAACUAAAUUUUUGGAGCCUGAUUUAAAUUUUUUUAAAUUUUCUCCUAAAAAAUAUUCAUUGGAGAUACUUCAGAAAAUAGGGACAAUGAGACUUGUUUUCUAGCCCAGAUGUGUAGCUUGAACACCUAAAAAAAUAUUCACAGGGCACCUGGGUGGCUCAGUCGGUUAAGCAUUUGCUUAGGUCAUGAUCCUGGGGUCCUGGAAUCCAGCCCCUGCUUUGCUGGGCUCCCUGCUCAGCGGGGAGUCUGCUCUCCCUCUGUCCCUCCCCCUGCUCCUACACACCCUCUCUCUCUCUCUCUCUCUCUCUCAAAUGAAUAAAAAAAAAACCCUUAGAAAAUAUUCACAUCAAGCCAUGUUGAAUUUGGGGUGCUGAGUGAUUACUUAACCUCAUUUUUUUUAAAAGAUUUUAUUUAUUUAUUUGACAGAGAGAGACACAGCGAGAGAGGGAAUACAAGCAGGGGGAAUGGGAGAGGGAGAAGCAGGCUUCCCGCGGAGCAGGGAGCCCAAUGCGGGGCCCGAUGCGGGGCCCGAUGCGGGGCCCGAUCCCAGGACCCUGGAAUCAUGACCUGAGCCGAAGGCAGACGCUUAACGACUGAGCCACCCAGGCGCCCCUACUUAACCUCAUUUUAACUGUGGGUAAAAAUGAGGUUAAGUCAUAAAAAGCCACCAUGUGGCAGGGGCACAGGCCUGACCAGCCUCCAUCUGCUCUCAGCAGAUUUCUCCUCCUUUUCUUCCUUGCCAUUCUUUUCCCCUCUCCCUGCCUCCCACUUCAGUCUUGAUUGCCUCCUGCUGGGGGAUCACUGGCUGUAGUCUCUUUGUGCUUCUGUGACCAUUUAAUCCCCAUGCCACCAGGUCACGCACCAGUGGGCAUUUAAUACAGAGUAAUAAUUGUCAUUGCUGUGGUAAUGUGGCGACCCAGGGUGUGACCGGAUGCCAAACAUUUUCUGGAAGUCUUGUUGAACAGAGACCGAGAAGGAACUAGUCUGAGCGUGGCACAGCCCUAGGGUGCACCGCAUGUACUUGGGAUGUCCCAUGCCUGGUGUUACUUGGAACCAAAUCGCCUGGACUUUGGGAAGUGCUGUGUGAGACAGAUGUGUGACAGCCUGGUCCAGGCAGGCCACAUGGCUGGCCAAGUCACUCGCUGAUGUCCUGAUGUUUUCACAUUGGAGGUUGCCACUCUCAGUCAUCUGGGGAAGCCUAUGGCUCUAGGAUUGUGGCCAUGACUGUGGCAGAUCACGGGGACAGGGAGGACCAAGUGUGCUCGCUCUCUUUAGAGAUGAUGGCAGCUCCCGGGAAGCCGAGGAAAUUAGAAACUGGCAGGAUAUUUGGUUUUGUUCUCAUCUAAAGGUUUUAGGAAUUUAAGUGGGUCUACCCCAGUCAAAUGUGUUCAAAGGUAAUUUCACAAAAAUGGAGUAUAGUUCUCUUAUAAAUUGUCACCCAAAGCAUAAUAUUUCAAGACUCAGAAAACUGGCUUUCUUUUUUUAAAUUCGUAUUUUACUUGCCUUGUUUCAAUAAACAUCCCAAGUGUGGGUUUAGCAAAUUGCUGUGGUUCAGGCAAAUUUUGUGUUUAUACCUCUUUUUUGGUUAAUUUCUCUGCUAAGUUCCCUUGAAAAUGGUUUUUCUAAGAAUGAUUAUGACUAUUUUCAGUGUUAUCUUUGUACAUUUGAUUUACAUCACAUCCCAUGCUGAAGGUUUUUUCUGGUUUCUCUAUUUGAACUGUGGCUCUUCCUUGCCUUUAAACAAGAACUAUCUUGCUACCAUCCUAGGGUACAGAAAACUAGGAUAAUGGCCCCUGGUUUGCCCUGCCCUGAGCUGUGGUUUUAAGCAGGAUAACAGAUAUUUAUAUUUCAGAAUGGUGUACUGCCACACUUGAUCUUGUCCAUUGGGUCCCCCAAAGGCCUUGUGUUAAGGGUUUGGACAAUGUGUGUGUUUGUGGAUAGGCCUGGGGGGAGGGAGAAGGGAGGUGGGGAGAGCAGAAAGCCCUAUCGGAGGGGUAAGUUUAUCCUUACAGGUUCAUGCACAUAUAAUUCAGUCCACCAUUGAGAUUGGGCUUAGUGUAACUCUCUGGCCCUGUUGACCAUUGAAAGGGUAAGUGUAAUAAUACAAGAUCUUUGUUUGGGCACAGAGUCCCCUGUUUACUGAGCAUUUCUAAGUUUGCAGAGUAAAGAACAUACUAUCAAGUGGGGCAGAAUUUCUUUUUGAAAAAAAAAAAAAGUGAUAAUUUCUGUUGAAAAAUAAUUUCCAAGUAGACCAGAUUCUUAGUGUUUGCUGCUCAGAACGUUCUCUCCUUACCAUCAAUCUAUAUCAGAAACCAAAUUAUCAUCAGAAGAUUAUUUAUUUAGUGCCCAGGGAAUCGGGGCAAGCUGACUUAGCUAGAUGUUGGUGCAGUCAAAGGAGAACCUGGUGCAUCCAUGUCUGCUCUGGGGAUUGACUUGUUGCUGAAAUCAAAUACUUGUAUUCAAUAGUUAGAGCAUUUUUCUCCCUGGACACAAAUAAAAAGUUUGUCUGUUUGGCUACCCCCUUGACAGAGGCAGAAUAUCUGUGCAUGGCAGUUUUAUGACUAUAAAGAUGUAUUAUCAAUUAGCUUUCAUACGGAGUUUGAGAGAUAUAUACUUUUACAGCAGGAGGAAACUAGUAUUUGCAGUGCAUUCUUCCCUACAUGUUGAUUAGUCUCUCCCUUUUCUGGAUUAUUUUUGUUGUUGAUGUGUUGAUGAGUAAUGAAAUUUGUUAUUAAAUUUUUCUGAAACCCAAGCAAAAUGAAUUGUCACCUCUUUAAAUUCUUUUUUUCCAUUUCCAUUUCAGUCUUCUGUUCACUGAAAUGUGAUUUAACUGUGUUCACACUAAUAUUUGUGGCUUUCUUUUGAUAAGCUGUAAUGACAAUCCAGACAUAAUGACAUGGAUUCAUAAAACAAAAUUUUUAGUUUUUACUUUCUUUUAUCAUUUAAAAUGAGUUAAAUGGAUUCUCUUUUUGAUACUAGAAAAACGGAAUUUAGGCAAGAACAUACAAAAGCAACAACAUUUAAAAUAUUUUAUAAAUCAGAAAUCCAUUCAAACUGACUUGGACAGUGAUUCCUUAUAAUUAGUUACUAUUUAACAUCAUCAAUCUUUGCGUCUUGUUAAGCUGGUCCUUGUAAUCUACAGAUGAAAAUUGGAAGUAUUAAAUCGCACCAUGUAACCUAUGAAAAUUCAAUAAAUUCUGGUUGAUCUUCUUCCAAGAUAAAGGUUAAAUCUUUAUGUUAUGAAUGUCACAACUUGUGAAUGUCUAUAAAUGUAUAUUACACAUACAUGAUUAUGUUUGUUUAGGUGGAUAUGGUUAUAAUCGGGGAAGAAUUAAGAUAUCAGUAACACCCUGGAAUUGCUUUUCAACUAUUUUUAAAUUGCCGAUAGAUGUCACAGAUGUAUUUGUUCAAUGUUGAAAGGGGAAAAAUUAGUGUCUGGGGAAGAAGGCCAUAGUAUAGGCUGUGCAUUGGCAGGCAACAUUAUGCUUCCAGCUGGGCAUUUGACUAUGAAUUCAGUUUUAAUCUUCUUUACUGUGUUUUCUUAAACCACAGAAAUGACUCAUGCCUAUUAAAAAUUAAAACAGAUAAACAUAUAAAGCAAAAUACAAAACUGCCCCCCUUCUCACCCAUGUUUACAGUUACCUACUAUUACCAGUCUAAUGUGUUCUGUGCAUAUACAAACAUAAAUGAUAUACGUAUUCACAUUUUUAUCAGAAAAUGAAUUCAGUCCAUUGUUCUGCUUUGCAACUUUUGUUUCACUUACAAUAUAUCACGUGUAUCUUUCCAGUGCACCUCUUUCCUCAUUUAACUUUGUUCAUGCUGUCUUUCUCUGUAGAUGAUCUACACUUUUAGCUAGUCAUAUCACUCAGCCUUUCCCUUUAGGGCUUCUAGGUUUGGGCUCAUGCUGAGGCAGACUUUUCCCACCCCGGGGUUUUAAAAUAAUUUUUGAUAUUUUCUUCAAGCUUUUAAAAAUGGAUGUGUGUGUGUGUGUGUGUGUGUUUAAUCUUUCUGGUAUAUACUUUUGUGAAUGGUAUGACGUGGAAAAGUAAUUUUACUUCUUUUUCCCAGCCCCAGACAUUGAAUAUACCAUACUUUACUCCACUUUUUGGCAGAACUUUUCAUACGUUAUUAGUCAUAGGUUAUUUACAAAAUGUUAUUCUUCUCGUAAAUGGAAACAUUAUUGCUCUUUGCUAUCUUUGAGGUAUGGUACGCUGAGGACUGUUGGUGAAGUCUUCUAUCACAGAACCAUCUUUAUCAAAGAUGAAAUUAAUAGUAUUGGGUUGCGAUAUUAGUAAUUCAUUGUGCUAUGAGUCUAUUAUGAAGACAUUUAAAACACCAGAAGAAUAAAUACAAUACACUUUGGGCUAUGAGAAUGCCACAAUUUUUAAAAGCAAUCUAGCAGAUGACGUCGUGAGUAUGACAACACUUCACUCAAAACAAUCUUAACAUUGUUCCGGGACACAUGACAGUGAAUGAACUAAUCAGUGUAUUUGAGAAUUUGAAAAUCUGCUAGCUAAUUCAAUCUCCCAAGCAGGAGAGUUAUUAUAUAUUGUUAUAUGUGCCUUGGAACCAAAGAUAAGACACUGGUCUUUUUGAAACAUGGAAUGAACUGUUAGAUCUAGAGCGCUUGAACACUAUGAAUUAAGACAUUUCAGUGGACACUAACAAGAUAAAGUGAUAUUCUUAUUAAAAAAACCCGAAGAGAUAGAGAUUUAAACUUACAAAACACACUUGAGUACAAAAUAAGAAAUGAUAUAAUAAAAAAUGAAAUAAGUAUCAGUGAGACAUUGACAUUGAGACAAUAUUAGGUCACAGUCCAGCUUUUUCUUGCCCAACUUCUGGGUUCUAUUUGUUUAUAUAUUUUAUAAUUUGUUAGUAUUUUGAUUUUACAUUUAUUGUUAGUAUUUGUUUGUAAUUCUCUUUUAUGUACUAUCUUUAACAGGUUUUGGUUUUAGGGUUGCUAGCUUUAUAAAAUUCAUUAGUGAACUUUCAAUUUUUUUAUUCUUUUCUAAAAGGUAGAGCUUGAAUAACAUGGGUAUUAUCUCUUCUUUAAAGGUUAGAUAGAACUGAACUGUGAAAUCAUUUGAUCCUGAUUCCUUGUUUAGUAGUAGGUCUAUAAACACAUUUCCAAUCCUAUCUCUAGUAAUUUGUCUACUCAAAUCCUCUAUUUCUUGAGUUAAUGUUGGUGACUUCUAUUAGGAAAUCAUCCAUUACCUCUAGAGUUUUUAAUUUGAUGUCAUAGAUUUGAACAUAAAAUUAUAAUUCUUUCAAUCACAUCUAUUUAUGUAGUUAAACCCUUUAUAAUUCACAAUUUGUAUACUUUUGCUUUCCCUCUGUUUUCACUUAGUUGUACUCAUGAAGAGUGUUUUAUUGGUUUUUUCAAAGAACCAGCUUUGAAUUUAUCACUUUUACAAUUGUUUGUCUUGGUCAUUAUUUUUAUCUUUAAUUUUCCUAAUUUCUUCUAUUUUUGGAUAUGUUCUGUUGUAUUUAUCUAAUUCUUCAAGAAGAGUACUUAUUUCCUUUAUUUAUGGUCUUCUUGAACAAUAAUGGUAGUUAAGACCUUAUUUUUCUCUGAGAACAGCUUUUGUCAUGCCCCAUAGGCUUUGAUAUGAUGUAUUCUCUUUUUCUUUUCUUUUCAGAUAGCUUGCAACUUUAGUUUUAAUUUUCUCUUUGACCCAGUGGUUAUUUUAGAGAACAAUACUAUAUUAUCAGGCAGUUAAAUUUUAUGGUGAUCUUUUAUUAUUUAUUUCUAAUUUUGUUAAGAUAAGAGGGUGUGCCUAUAAAUUUUCUAAUUUUUAAAAAUAUAUUUCCUUCUUCAUUUACUCUGAGUUUUUAAAUUUGAAAAUUGUGUUUUUCUGGGCGCCUGGGUGGCUCAGUUGGUUAAGCGACUGCCUCCGGCUCAGGUCAUGAUCCUGGAGUCCCUGGAUCGAGAUCCCUGCUCGGCAGGGAGUCUGCUUCUCCCUCUGACCCUCCUCCCUCUCAUGCUCUCUGUCUCUCAUUCUCUCUCUCAAAAUAAAUAAAUACAAAAAAUCUUUAAAAAAAAUUUUGAAAAUUGUGUUUUUCAAUCCCCAAAAUUAUUUUUCUUGCUUUAAUUAUAGUCCUUUCAGUGCUAUCAUUAUUUAUUUUGCUAAAGAUUAUACCUGACUCCUUCAAUAGUUCUAUUUCGGUGGGAGAUAAUAUAAAUUUUUUGGUGCACAGACAAUGGAUAUGAAUAGUCACUUAUGGAAGUGAUACAAGGGAUUGGGGAAAUACAGAGAAUGAAAAACUCCAAGGAAGGUGUUCUGGGAGCUAUCCCUUGGAGGCAGGACUGGGCUUUGACUGAAAUUUGAUCGAAAUCAAUUUUAUGAUUCUGUGUCUAUUCUUCACCAUAUCCACAUUUUCUUCAAACACUGCUUCUUAGACAUACCUAGUGAUGCCUAUCUAAUACUACAUUAACAAUUUUUCAGAAAGUGUCUUGAGAUUGUUACCCAUAAUUUAUCUGUUCUCUUACUCUGUCUCCCCAACCGCUUGCAGAUCUGUAAUGUAUCAAAUUAGCAGUGUUUCAACUAUUGUGUGUUGAUUACUUCAGUUGUAGUGCUCAGAAUUUAGUGUCUAGGUGAAAGCACAGUGCAAGCAAGUAAGUUGUGUAGAGACCAUGGCUUGACCAAUAGCUGGUACCAUUUCCCAAUGUGUUCACCCUGCUUAUAUCUCCAAGGGAAACCUCUAAAGAGUGAGAAAGAAGAAAACAUACAAUUAUUUACUAAGGGAUGGGGUGACAGACAUUGAAAACUAUUGAACAUUUCUGAGUACUUUCUCACUGGAAUCCUGGAAAGAGAGUGCCAUUUCCUCCUUCCCUUGAAGAUGGUUUCUUAUUUGUUCUCAAAGUAGAGAUUUAAUAUUGCACUGGGGAUUAUACAUAUAUACAUAUUGACAUGUAUGCAUAAAUGGUAGAAUAUUAUAUUUUAGAUAUAUAUGUAUGGUCUUGUUUUUCUCUUCCACAGUAUUUCUUACUUUUCCCAUUUUCCUCAUUCCUUUCUUCAGGAAAGAUUUAUGGAAGGGAUUUGGUAGCCCAAACAUAUGAAAAUAUCAUACUAGGUUUGGUUGGUGCUCUGCACUAAGAUGUAUCUGGUUACAGUUUUAUUUCUAUUCAGCGUGCUGAAGACUCAGUGUGUUCAAUAUGAGUAUUCAUGUCUUCCUUCAGUUGCGCCACAAUCUCCUCAAGUAUUUGCCUUUUCCUCAUUCGCUCUAGUCUCUCUUUAUGGAAAAGCUUCCAGGCAUAUUUUAAUAUUUUCCAUUCUUUCUGCCAUGUAGUCUAACUUCUCAUUCAUACUUUGCACCACUUCAUCUUUUUGGGCUCCAUUCUCGGUAAUUUUUUGAGAUUUAUGUUUGAAUGUCUCAAUUAUCUCCUUGCUUUUGAGUUUACUUCUGCUAGGGCCAUACACAUUUCACCAGUUCCAGAUUACUUUUAUGUUAAUUUAUAUCCUUUGGGUUAUCAAACAUGUAGGAAGUGUGACUUCAACCCCACACCUAUGGGUGGAGUUGGCCUGGGUUCUGAUUGCUCCCAGGGGACUCUUUAUUCACAUCCUCACAUAAAAGAUAAGCAAAAAAGUAUUUUUGCUUUGAGGAAAGGUUUUCUAGUCAUCAUUUCAUGUCCUGAUUGUGCUUCUGUGGGGCCUGGGUUUAGACAGGAGCUAAGUACCACCUUCCCAUCUUCCACUGCCUAGAAGCAUUGCCUUCAGUCACUAGGUGGGAUUAAAACCCUGGCCUCCAGCCCUUAAAACCAAUAUCCGUCUGUUUGUCUUUAUCUCAUGCUCAUUGUUGUUAGUUCCUUCUUUGAUUCUUGGGGAUUUCCAUUUCAUGAUUAUGAGCUUGACUAUAUUACUACUUUUAGAGGGGGUGCAUAUUCUAUCAUUUCUGUGAGAGUUUCAGGUGGGAAGAGGAAAGCUUUCCAAGUCAGUUCAGUCUGCCACUGACUGGAAGCUCCUCAGAAGUUUUGUUGGAUUGGAUUGUGUAGGUGACUUAUGGUCAUGUUUCUUAAGAGACAUUUGGGGGUGGGGGAUGGCUGCUUUAUAUUACUUCUAGCCAGGAUAGUAUAGGGUCUUACCAAGCUUUCUAUAUCCCAGCAUAGCAAUGGCAGGAAGCAGCAGAGAAAGUCUUGAUCAAUGAAGGAUGACACAGAAGCACGUAGAGAACCACCAUGUCUGAAGGGGCCACAAAGAAGGAAUGAGAAUGGUGAAUUUUGUAGAUGAUACCAGAACCAUAUGGACUCCUUCCUUCCAACACUCUAAGGCACUCAAUAAGCAUCCUUGAACUUAGACACAACCAUGGAGAAAAUAGUAGAUCUUGAACUCAUACCAUUUCGGUCACCCCCAUGUAGUGAGACUACAAAAUGGAAAUUAUGAGUAUUGUUAUAGAAAAUAAAAGUUGGAUGUCUUAAACACUUGAAUUUGUGGACUGAGAUUUAUUCCAAUUACAUAAAAAUAUAUACACGUAUAUGUACAUACAGAUUUGUGUAUGGAUAGUAAAACAGCUGGAAGGAUGUGCCACAGUGCAUUAGCUAUGGCAUUCUGUAGCAGUGAGAUUACAAGAUAUUUAUAUUGUCUUUUUUGCCUAGUUAACUAUAUUCCUUAUUUCAGCUCAAAUUUCAUUUCCUUAGGGAAUUUUUCCUGUCCCUUAUCUACUGCCUCAGAGUGUGUCUUGAUCUUCUGGUAUAUACUCUUGUAUGUCUGUGUUCUAGUCCUUCUCUGUACUUACAUGAAAUUUUAAUUAUACAUACACUUGUGUGAUUUCUUGGUUAAUGUAUAUCCUCCCCUAGUCUGUGAGCUUCAUGAGUGCAAAGACCUAGUCUGUUUUUCUCACCAUUGUAUUCUCAUUAACUUGCAUAGGCACUCAAUAAAGACUUAUUAAAUGAA
Messenger RNA from Mirounga angustirostris (Northern elephant seal), 13099 nucleotides. RefSeq names its product armadillo repeat containing X-linked 3 (gene ARMCX3). Lineage: Eukaryota; Metazoa; Chordata; Mammalia; Carnivora; Phocidae. The coding region runs from base 586 to 1725 and encodes 379 amino acids. Gene Ontology annotation, cellular component: mitochondrion. Gene Ontology annotation, molecular function: protein binding. The transcript is spliced from 6 exons. The record is from RefSeq and is a predicted model, not a curated record.